Messenger RNA from Cicer arietinum (chickpea), 1868 nucleotides. RefSeq names its product F-box protein At1g80960-like. Lineage: Eukaryota; Viridiplantae; Streptophyta; Magnoliopsida; Fabales; Fabaceae. Gene Ontology annotation, molecular function: protein binding. The record is from RefSeq and is a predicted model, not a curated record.
UUCACUUAUAAGACUUUUUUGUAGAUGAAGUUCCAUUGAAAGAAACAGAAGAAGGAAGAAUGAGAGAAGAAAAACUGAAAAAAGUGAAAGCUAUAGAGAAAGAUGAAGUAGAUUUGAUCAGCGAUCUUCCUGAUGUACUUGUAGCAUGUAUCAUUUCUUUACUACCAGGCAUGGAAAUUGUGAGAACAAGUGUUCUUUCACACCGUUGGAAAACAAUGUGGAAGUACUCUUCUCACCUUAGUUUUGAUCAAAAACAAAUGUUGAAGUCUUGGAUUGAAUUUUACAUUCAAAAUUCUAACUCAAGCUCACGCAUUGCUAUGGCUAUGCGUCGUAAGAUAGAUCCUAAAGCAGAGGAAUUAAUGGAUACAAUUUCUGAAGCAGCUAUAUUGAUUAAAUCAAUUAUGGAGAAUCACAUUGGUCCAUUGAAAAGUUGUAGCAUUCAACAUUUACCAGAGAGUUGUGCAAGUGGAGACGCUGUGGAGUGGAUGAAGAAACUAUUGAAUUUAGGGGUUAUAAAGGUUUCAAUGGAACUUGAAUUGCGUUAUUAUCUUCAUGAAAUAACUGAUUCUGAUUUAAGAAAAGCUGGACGAACUCUCGAUUUGCCUUUUGAGAUUUUCUCUAAUUUCGAGAUUAUUGAAUUGAAAAACUAUCAUUUUACAACUAUACCCUUUCCUAAUCCCUCACAGGUUUUGAAAACUCUUAUUCUUAACAAUGUGCGUAUUAUAUCAAACAAUUUUCAAGGGAUUCUUUCUCAUUGUUCUUCUCUUGAAGAUCUCAUUUUGGACCAAUGUAAAUUCUUUGAAGACGAACUUAAGAUUGAUAGUCCAAGUCUCAAAUAUGUUAAAAUGUAUAAUUUAAACAUCCGUAAGAUUUUGGUUUUUGCAGCUAACGUUGAAGUUAUAGAGAUUGACUCUGUUAUUUGUAAUCAUAAAGAUCUAGUUUUACAGCCCCCAAAACUUAGUGUUCUACGUGCUUACAAUGAUGUGAAUAGUUUUGGGAGAGGUUUUUAUCAAAAUGGAAAUAAGCUUUUGACAUCAACAAAUAUUAUUGAAAUUUGUGGUGGCCUUUUGCGUCGUCAUCGUGGUUCAAUCACGGGAAGUAUAUUCGACAAUUUGAUUACCCUUUCUCUCGAUUUAGCUUUGACAAAUAUUAGAUGUAUGGUCGCUAUUUCUUCUGCACUGGAGUCUUGUCAUAAACUAAAGAAUCUUCAAAUAAAUAAUCAGGUCAAUUCAGAUUACAAUGAUGACACACAUGAUUAUAAUAAAAAUAAUUUUCUGCCUUACCCUGGAGUCUUGUUUUGGCAAAGAAGAGAUCCAAGUCAGUGUACCAGUCACCAACUAAAAUCACUUUGUAUAAAGGGAUAUAGAAGUGGAGAGUUUGAAGUUGAAUUUGUUAAACACUUUAUAUUAAAUGGUGGUGUUAUAGAGAAGAUUAUCAUUUGGUUUGUGGAUCAUUGCUCGUGGGAUCAAGUUGUAGCAACUAAAUGCUUGCUAUCAUUUCCAAAGCUAUCUCCCAAAUUGUUUAUUGAUUUGAAACCUGGACCAGAGUUUAUGAGAAAAGAUGGUGGUGAUUUUGAAAAAUGGCUCAAAAGCUUAAUAUGAAGUGUUUGUUGGUGACAAAAAUGUGUUUUUGUUAUGGUUAAUCUUGGGGUAUGAAACUUUCUAAAUUACUAUUAGACUUGUGUUUAUUCUAGUUAGACAAUUUUAUUUUGUUUUUCAAAAUAAACAAGUUAUUCAGUUGGAUAUAAAAUUGCCUAUAUCAUAUAUAUGCACCAACUUUUAUGCUCAUAUUGAACAUUAUUUUAUUUGUACAAGGCUAUGAGAGCACCAUGCUUCAAAUUACAAUCCUUUUAUAGACUUCACAUAGGA